AUGGACGAUUCAAACGAGGGCGUCAUUUUGGUGAUGGGAGUAACUGGGGCGGGGAAAAGCUACUUUCUCAACCAGCUCAAGAGCCAAUGUGUCAAGGAGGGCCACUCGUUGUCUUCAGAAACUCAGGGCUGCCAAGCUGUUCAGAUAUACCUCGAUGGAGACGAGUCGCGCAGCAUCACCGUUGUUGACACCCCUGGGUUUGACGACACGGAGCGUUCUUCGGACGAGAUCCUAGUCGAAAUCACCAACUAUCUAGCGGCGCAGCAUGCCUCGGGCCUCCCUUUGCGAGGAAUCCUGUAUCUGCACAGGAUCACGGACAAUCGAAUGACAAACACAUCAAAAUCUUACCUGCGGCUUCUUGAGAGCUUGGUCGGAGAUGAUGCACUGAGAAAUGUCAUUCUGGUGACCACCAUGUGGAACAUGCUCCGCCCGGAGGACCGCAGGCGUGGUCUUCAACGAGAGCAAGAGCUACUCGACAAUUUCUGGAGUUCCAUGGAGCAAAAGGGAUCCUACGUCGCUCAGUUCGAUGGCACGGCUGACUCUGCCUACGCACUCGUCUUCCAGCUCGCAGGCAAGGACAGCGUGGUGCUUGAUAUCCAGAAGGAGACCGUGGAGCAAGAUAGAUCUAUCCUGGAGACAACGGCGGGUAUGAACCUGAUUCAUCAGCUGAAGAAAGAUAGCGAAAGUUAUCAGCUGCAGAUGUCUAACGUCGAGAAGCAGCUGGAGCUGGAAAUGAGGGAAGAACCUCGUGACAAAGACAAGAUAAGACAGCUCAAAACAAAAAAGCAGGAGAUAGAGAAGAUCUUGCGGCUCAUGAACGGCUCUGUGGAGCGAAUGAAGGUUCAUCCGGGUUCCCCUAUGCGGGACCGUAUGAAGGACGCCAUGAAAAAGCAUGGGAUGGACGCAGUUGCGGCGCUGAGCGCUGUUCUGAAUGUAACAUACUUCGUGGUUCGUCUGGUCUUAGGAGCGUAG
Messenger RNA from Colletotrichum karsti, 972 nucleotides. RefSeq lists its product as uncharacterized. The transcript is spliced from 2 exons. The record is from RefSeq and is a predicted model, not a curated record. Gene Ontology annotation, molecular function: GTP binding. The coding region runs from base 1 to 972 and encodes 323 amino acids. NCBI's taxonomy places the organism in Eukaryota, Fungi, Ascomycota, Sordariomycetes, Glomerellales, Glomerellaceae.